Staurois parvus is the source of this 3318-nucleotide messenger RNA. Lineage: Eukaryota; Metazoa; Chordata; Amphibia; Anura; Ranidae. The record is from the annotation of a GenBank genome assembly.
AUGGGGGAGAAGCCAUUCUCGUGUGCUGAGUGCGGGAAACGUUUUCUGCGUAAAGUAGAUUUUACUAAACAUCAGAGGUCUCACACGGGGGAGAAGUUGUAUUCCUGCCCUGAGUGCGGGAAAUGUUUCCAAUCUAAAUCUGAUCUUAAUUCUCAUAAAAAAUCUCACACCGGGGAGAAGCCGCAUUCCUGUACUGAGUGCGGGAAAUGUUUCCAUUAUAAAUCCCAUCUGAUUGUGCAUAAAAGAGCUCACACGGGGGAGAAGCCAUAUUCCUGUCCUGAGUGCGGGAAAUGUUUCCAAUGUAAAUCCGGUCUUAAUGUGCAUAAAAGAUCUCACACGGGGGAGAAGCCGUAUUCUUGUCCUGAGUGCGGGAAAAGUUUUUCAAUAAAAUCAUAUCUUUUCACACAUCAGAGAUCUCACACAGGGGAGAAGCCAUAUUCCUGUUCUGAGUGCGGGAAAUGUUUUUCAAGAAAAUCAUAUCUUUUCACACAUCGGAGAUCUCACACAGGGGAGAAGCUACAUUCCUGCCAUGAGUGCGGGAAAUGUUUCCAUUAUAAAUCCCGUCUUAUUCUGCAUAAAAGAUCUCACACGGGGGAGAAGCCGUUCUCGUGUGCUGAGUGCGGGAAACGUUUUCUACAAAAAGUAGAUUUAACUAAACAUCAGAGGUCUCACACAGGGGGGGAGAAGCCGUACUCCUGCCCUGAGUGCGGGAAAUGUUUCCAAUCUAAAUCUGAUCUUAAUUCUCAUAAAAAAUCUCACACGGGGGUGCGGGAAAUGGUUUUUUUGAAUAAGUCUAGUCUUGUCAGACAUCAGAGAUCUCACACGGGGGAGAAGCCAUAUUCCUGUUCUGAGUGCGGGAAAUGUUUUUUGAAUAAGUCUAGUCUUUUUACACAUCAGAGAUCUCACACAGGGGAGAAGCCAUAUUCCUGUUCUGAAUGCGGGAAAUGUUUUUUCACAAACUGCAGUCUUGUCAGACAUCAGAGAUCUCACACGGGGGAGAAGCCAUAUUCCUGUCCUGAGUGCGGGAAAUGUUUUUCAGAGAAGUCCAAUCUUUACACACAUCAGAGAUCUCACACGAGGGAGAAGCCGUUUACCUGCCAUGAGUGCGGGAAACGUUUCCAUUUUAAAUCUGGUCUUAAUGUACAUAAAAGAUCUCACACGGGGGAGAAGCCUUAUUCCUGUCCUGAGUGCGGGAAAUGUUUUUCGCAGAAGUCCAGUCUUUACACACAUCAGAGAUCUCACACGGGGGAGAAGCCGUACUCCUGUCCUGAGUGCGGGAAAUAUUUUUCGCAGAAGUCCAGUCUUUACACACAUCAGAGAUCGCACACGGGGGAGAAGCUGUAUAGAUUGCACACGGGCGAGAAGCCUCAUUCCUGUCCUGAGUGCGGGAAAUGUUUUUCCUUUACUUCCAGCCUUUCCGUACAUCGGAGAUCCCACACGGGGGAGAAGCCGUAUUCCUGCCCUGAGUGCGGGAAAUGUUUUUCACAGAAAUCCGGUCUUAAUGUGCAUAAAAGAUCUCACACGGGGGAGAAGCCAUAUUCCUGUCCGGAGUGCGGGAAAUGUUUUGUACAAAAAUCAGAUCUUGUCAAACAUCAGAGAUCUCACACGGGGGAAAAGCCAUUUUCCUGUUCUGAGUGUGGGAAAAGUUUUGCCAAAAAAGCACGUCUUGUCGCACAUCAGAGGUCUCACAUAGGGGAGAAGCCGCAUUCCUGUUCAGAGUGCGGAAAAUGUUUUUCAGAAAAGACCUAUCUUUACAGACAUCAGAGAUCUCACACGGGGGAGAAACCUUACUCCUGCCUUGAGUGCGGGAAAUGUUUUUCAGACAACUCCAAUCUUUACAGACAUCAGAGAUACCACAAAGGUGAGAAACCAUAUUCCUGUACUGAGUGCGGGAAAUGUUUUCGUGUUAAAUUCAGUCUUAAUGUGCACAAAAGAUCUCACACGGGUGAGAAGCCAUAUUCCUGCCCUGACUGUGGGAAAUGUUUUGUACAAAAAUCAGAUCUUGUCAUCCAUCAGAGAUCUCGCACGGGUGAGAAGCCAUUUUCCUGUUCUGAAUGCGGGUCCAAUCUUUAUAAUCAUCAGAGAUUACACACUGGGGAGCAUCCAUUUUCCUGUUCUGAGUGCGGGAAAUGUUUUUCAGUUAAGUCACAGCUUUCCUUACAUCAGAGAUCACACACAGGUGAGAAAGCAUAUUCCUGUCCUGAGUGCGGGAAAUGUUUUUUACGAACGCGAGAUCUUUACAGACAUCAGAGGUCUCACACGGGGGAAAAGCCAGUUUCCUGUCCUGAGUGUGGAAAAUGUUUUUCAGAUAAGUCCAGUCUCUAUGAUCAUCAGAGAUUGCACACGGGGGAGAAACCGUAUUUCUGCCAUGAGUGUGGAAAAUGCUUUUCAAAUAGGUCCAAUCUUUCUUAUCAUCAAAGAUUACAUACAGGUUAUAAGCCAUAUAACUGUCCUGAGUGCCGGAAAUGUUUUGCACAAAAAUCAGAACUUGUCAAACAUCAAAAGUAUCACACGGGGGAGAAACCGUAUUCCUGUCCGGAGUGCGGAAAAUGUUUUAUGGACAAGUCCAAUCUUUUCAGACAUCAGAGAUCUCACACGGGUGAGAAACCAUAUUCCUGUCCUGAGUGUGGGAAAUGUUUUUCACAAAAGUCAGACGUUGUCACACAUCAGGGGUCUCACAGGGGGGAGAGGCCUUAUUGCUGUCUUGAGUGCGGGAAAUGUUUUUCAAGGAAGUCGCAUCUUUCCAGACAUCAGAAAUCUCACACAGGAACCUCAGACUGUGCAGGACUGGUCCGGCCUUCCAACAGGGGUGAGAAGCCACAUUCCUGCCCUGACUGCGGGAAAUGUUUUGUACAAAAAUCAGAUCUUGUCAUCCAUCAGAGAUCUCACACAGGUGAGAAGCCAUUUUCCUGUUCUGAGUGCGGGAAAUGUUUUGGAAAAAAAUCAUGUCUUGUCACACAUCAGAGGUCUCACAUGGGGGAGAGGCCGUAUUCCUGUCCUGAGUGCGGAAAAUGUUUUUCAGACAAGUCCUGUUUUAACAGACAUCAAAAGUAUCACAGGGGCGAGAAGCCUUUUUCCUGUCCUGAGUGCGGGAAAUGUUUUUUAGACAGGUCCAGUCUUCACAGACAUAAUAGAUCUCACACAGGGGAGAAGCCACAUUCUUGUCUGGAGUGCGGGAAAUGUUUUUCAGGUAAGACCAAUCUUUAUAAUCAUCAGAGAUUACACACUGGGGAGUAUCCAUUUUCCUGUUCUGAGUGUGGGAAAUGUUUUUCAGUUAAGUCACAGUUUUUCCUUACAUCAGAGAUCACACACAGGUGA